UCGUUUUGGUUGCAAAUGGCUUCGUUUCCCGAUCCGGAUUUCCAGCUCUGCCCGCGGUGCAAGAUGUGCGGCUCGCCCGCUCCCAUCUCCAACUCGUCCACGUCGCCGCCGUUCGCGCAGACCUCCAACUCGGCCGGGGGCGGGGGCGGAGGCGGGGGCGGGGGCGGCCCGGCCUCUGCGUCGUCCUCCUCCUCCUCCUCCUCCUGCUCCUCCUCGUCCUCUCGGAGGCUGCACGUCCUGCCCUGUCUCCACGCCUUCUGCCGCCAGUGUCUGGAGGCGCAGAGACACCCGGCGGCAGCGGGCGGGCCGCCCGGGGAGCCCCUCCACUUGCGCUGCCCCAUCUGCGACCAGAAAGCGGUGCUCUUCGCCUCGCCGGGCAUGGACGCGCUGCCCUCCUCCAACUUCCUCCUGAGCAACCUGCUGGACGUGGUGGUGGCGGCCGAGGAGCCGCCGCCGCCGCCCAAGAACAACGGCCGCGGGGUGGUGGUGGUGGGCGGCGGCGGAGGCGGCGGCGGCGGCGGCGGCGGCGGCAGCAACAACCGCCAUCAUCACCAUCACCACCACCACCACCACCCCCCCGCCGCCGGCCCAGCAGCAGCACCGGGAGCACCCGCACCGCGACCACCAGCACCCGCACGCGCACGCGCCCCGUCCGCCCCGUCCUCGUCGUCCUCGUCGUCGUCGUCCUCGCUGAUGCUCCGGCGGCCGCACAGCCAGAGCGAGGCGCGCUGCAGCUCGUGCGACGAGGGCAACACGGCCAGCUCGCGCUGCCUCGACUGCCAGGAGCACCUGUGCGACAAUUGCGUCCGCGCGCACCAGCGGGUGCGCCUCACCAAGGACCACUACAUCGAGCGCUUCGGCAGCCCCGCGGCCGCCGCCGCCGCCGCGGCCAACAGUACGGCGGCGGCCGCGGCGGCGGCGGCGGCGGCGCAGCUAGCGCUCAGCCAGACCUUCCCCGGCUCGCCCUUCUCCAUCCUCUCGGUGUUCCCGGAGCGGGUCAGUUACUGCCAGCAGCACGACGAUGAGGUGCUUCAUUUCUACUGUGAUACCUGUUCCGUUCCCAUCUGCCGAGAGUGCACGAUGGGGAGGCACGUCGGCCAUAGCUUUAUCUACCUCCAGGACGCCCUGCAAGACUCUCGAACCCUUACCAUUCAGCUGCUGGCGGAUGCUCAGCAAGGGCGUCAGGCCAUCCAGCUGAGCAUUGAACAGGCGCAGGCUGUGGCGGAGCAAGUUGAAAUGAAAGCGAAGGUGGUCCAGUCUGAAGUCAAGGCGGUCACGUCGAGGCACAAGAAGGCCCUGGAGGAGAGGGAGUGUGAACUGCUGUGGAAGGUGGAGAAGAUCCGACAGGUCAAGGCGAAGUCUCUGUACCUGCAGGUGGAAAAGCUUCGUCAGAACCUCAGCAAACUGGACAGCACCAUCAGCGCUGUGCAGCAGGUCCUGGAGGAGGGCCGCGCCAUCGACAUCCUGUUGGCCCGAGACCGCAUGUUGGCGCAGGUCCAGGAGCUGAAGAAUGUCCGGAGCCUCCUAAAGCCCCAGGAAGACGACAGAGUGAUGUUCACCCCCCCAGACCAGGCCCUGUACCUGGCCAUCAAGUCCUUGGGCUUUGUCAGUAGUGGGGCUUUUGCCCCCUUGACCAAGGCCACUGGGGAAGGCCUCAAACGUGCCCUCCAAGGCAAGGUGGCCUCCUUUACUGUGAUCGGCUAUGAUCACGAUGGGGAACCUCGCCUGUCAGGGGGCGACCUGAUGUCUGCAGUGGUCAUGGGGCCCGAUGGCAAUCUGUUUGGUGCCGACGUCAGCGAUCAGCAGAACGGUACUUACUUGGUCAGCUACCGGCCACAGCUGGAGGGCGAGCAUCUAGUCUCCGUCAUGAUGUGCAACCAACACAUUGAGAACAGCCCCUUCAAGGUGCUGGUCAAGUCUGGUCGCAGUUACGUGGGUGUCGGGCUGCCCGCCCUGGCCUUUGGCAGUGAAGGGGACAACGACGGGAAGCUGUGCCGCCCCUGGGGAGUCAGCGUGGACAAGGAAGGCUACAUCAUCGUGGCCGACCGCAGCAACAACCGGAUCCAGGUGUUUAAACCCUGUGGCACCUUCCAUCACAAGUUUGGCACGCUGGGAUCUCGGCCCGGACAGUUCGACCGCCCCGCUGGAGUGGCCUGCGAUUCCUCCCGCAGGAUUGUGGUGGCAGACAAAGACAAUCAUCGCAUCCAGAUAUUCACAUUUGAAGGGCAAUUCCUCCUCAAGUUUGGAGAGAAGGGCACGAAGAACGGACAGUUCAACUACCCUUGGGAUGUGGCAGUCAAUUCAGAAGGCAAGAUCCUCGUCUCAGAUACGCGGAACCACCGGGUUCAGCUCUUCGGGCCUGACGGGGCCUUCCUGAACAAGUAUGGCUUUGAGGGGGCCCUAUGGAAGCACUUUGAUUCUCCCCGGGGGGUGACCUUCAACCACGAAGGCCAUCUGGUGGUGACGGACUUCAACAACCACCGCCUGCUGGUCAUUCACCCGGACUGCCAGUCUGCCCGCUUCCUGGGCUCAGAGGGUACUGGCAAUGGGCAGUUCCUGCGUCCUCAGGGGGUGGCAGUGGACCAAGAAGGACGCAUCAUUGUCGCUGAUUCGAGGAAUCACCGGGUGCAGAUCUUUGAAUCCAAUGGCAGUUUCAUAUGCAAAUUUGGUGCUCAGGGAAGCGGCUUUGGCCAAAUGGACAGGCCCUCGGGCAUUGCUGUCACUCCGGAUGGCAUGAUUGUUGUGGUUGAUUUCGGAAACAAUCGGAUCCUCAUCUUUUAAUAGGAAGCGUUGGCUUGGUUGUUCUUGCCGUGGCCGUGGUUUUUUG
Messenger RNA from Dromiciops gliroides (monito del monte), 2827 nucleotides. RefSeq names its product tripartite motif containing 71 (gene TRIM71). Lineage: Eukaryota; Metazoa; Chordata; Mammalia; Microbiotheria; Microbiotheriidae. The record is from RefSeq and is a predicted model, not a curated record. Gene Ontology annotation, biological process: protein polyubiquitination; proteasome-mediated ubiquitin-dependent protein catabolic process. Gene Ontology annotation, molecular function: ubiquitin protein ligase activity; zinc ion binding; protein binding.